Messenger RNA from Pseudophryne corroboree (corroboree frog), 696 nucleotides. RefSeq names its product taste receptor type 2 member 40-like. The coding region runs from base 1 to 696 and encodes 231 amino acids. The transcript has a single exon. Gene Ontology annotation, cellular component: membrane. Gene Ontology annotation, molecular function: G protein-coupled receptor activity; bitter taste receptor activity. NCBI's taxonomy places the organism in Eukaryota, Metazoa, Chordata, Amphibia, Anura, Myobatrachidae. Gene Ontology annotation, biological process: G protein-coupled receptor signaling pathway; detection of chemical stimulus involved in sensory perception of bitter taste; sensory perception of taste. The record is from RefSeq and is a predicted model, not a curated record.
AUGUUUAUAGACUGUGUUGUCACUGCUAUGACAUGUGUGGAGUUCUGCAGCCUGUGGUGGGGCACCGUGCUCUGCGUCUUCUACUGCGUGAAGAUCACAAACUACAGCAACAGAUUAUUCAUGAGACUUAAGAUGAACAUCUCCAGGAUGGUCCCCUGGCUGCUCCUGACAUCACUGCUGGUUUCUAUUCUCUGCAGUCUGGCUCGUGGAUUGGUCGUGUUCUCCGUACAUUACAUGAACUCUACCCAAGUCACUAAUAGCACCAAUAAUGGAAACUUAACAGUUCAAAUGAAUAGAAUAAAUUACAUGAUUUUCAAGUUUGCAGCAUCUUUCAUACCGAUCAUAAUAUUCUGUGCGGCCGUUUCCCUUCUGAUUGUAUCACUCCUGAAGCACACCAGGAAUAUGAGCAGCAAAGACUCAGGGUUCACAAGACCUCAGCUCAUCGCCCACAUAAGGGCCAUUGUAAAUAUGACGUCUUUUCUGUUCCUGUAUGUCCUGUUUUUUAUAGUUUCCAGCUUAAUGCCAUUAGCUGUGCGACUCCCAAGUGCGGCUUUCCGUCAACUCAGUAUUUGCUGUAUCUCCUACCCAAGUCUGCACUCAAUCAUGCUUAUAGCCAGCAACGGAAAUCUGAAACGCUCCAUUGUGGCUGCUCUGCGUUGCACAAGGAAAAUUAAUCUUAAUGACCACAUUUCAUAA